AAUGCGAAUGGUGUCUCAUCAUGAUUCACGAAAGUGCACCUCUUCUUUUUAAGGACGUUAAUUCAGAUCUUUCUUUAUUUUUUGCUACUUUGUGUAUUGUUGAUAUAUUUGGUGUUUUUCCAAUUAUCGCUUUGCCAAGUGCUAUUGUUCAGUGCGGAUUAUUUGGAAUUCCUUUGAUACUCGUUGUUUUUGGAUUACAAAUAUACACAGCUGCACUUCUUGGAAAAUCAUGGAUCAUAGCUACGAAUUUGGAUCCAUUGAUCUUUCGAAAAAAUCGGUAUCCUUUAGCAGCAGUAACCGAAUUAACGCUGGGUCCACGAGCACGAACUAUUGUAACUUUUCUUUUGGAUCUUACAAUUUUUGGUUGUGGAAUACCCAAUUUAUUGGUCGCGUCGCAGAAUCUACAAAUGUUUGGAGUUAGAAUAUCGGAUGAACGAUUUGAUCUUUCUUUUUGUUAUUGGUUACUUCUCGUUGGUAUGCUUCUCUGUCCUUUCAUGUGGUUAGGAAGUCCCCGAGAUAUGAAAUGGUUGGCAAUGUUUUCGUGCGGUACGAUCAUUUUUACCGCAAUACUGAUUUGGUGGUGUAUCAUUAACGAUGAUCGUACAAUCGAUCAUUUGCCGAUACCAACUUCGCCAACUUGGGAUAAAUUUAUAUCUGGUUACGGUAUGUUGGCCUUUUUGUUUGACGUACAUCCAACACUGAUGACCAUUCAAGUUGACAUGCACAAUCCUCGUGAUAUCAAUAAAGCUAUUAUUUUUUCCUUUAUUGUCAGUAUGUUACUUUUUGGAGUAACAACGGGCUUGGCUAUGUGGAAAUAUGAAGGAAAUGUAACAGCAAAUAUUCUUCAAAAUGUACCAACAGGAUUUGCAAUAAAUGGUGCUAUCUUAUUAGCUGCUCUUCAAUUAUGUUUAUCCAGUGCAUUAGGACAUUCAGCACUUUUUCAACAUCUUGAAGAUAAAUUUCAAAUAGAGAGGGCAUUCGGAUGGAAACGUUGUGCCAUAAGAUCGGCAGUUGUUUUUUUCGGAGUUGCUAUAGGAGAAUCAGUACCGCGCUUCGAUAUAGUAAUGGCUCUGAUUGGUGGAUCACUAACGGGACCAUUGGUUUUCGUACUUCCGCCAUUGAUGUAUGCCAGAGCGGUAGCUUUGAAAAAUAGAGCGGAUCAUGUUUCGACACCAGAAAUUUAUUCGGCGGCUGAAAGACGAUUAAGUAUGAGCGAUGUUAAUUUAGAUCCAAGAAUUCAUUCAAGAUCCGUCUACGAUGGUUUUCUGGGUGUUGCUAAAUCCAUACCAUAUCGAUAUUCGUACGUUUAUUAUUACGAUAUGGAAAAUGAUAUCGAUGAACGAUUAGAAGAGGAUGAAAUGGAUCACGAAGAAAAUUAUUCUAAUCUUAUAACCUUGAACGAAUUUUCAUUAAUGAGAAGAGAUCGUCAAGAAGAGGCUAUUUUUAUCGACGCUAGUCAACCAUCUUUAAGAAAUCGUCGAAGACGAGUUCAUUUGGCACAAGCACCGUCUAAAUCUCUAGUACUCUGUGAUCUUAAAAAAACAAUGAAUUGGUUUGGUUAUUUCAUUGUAAUUAUUGGGAUGGGAAUCACAAUAUCGUCUACUUACAUUAACAUUAAAAAUACUAUUCGUUAUGUACGUUUUACACCGCCAUGUAUCAUUAAUGCUAGUGUUGUACAAGAUGCUAUUUAAUUGUAUUUCUUUGUGUUCUUUUUUUUUUACGUUUUAUGGGUAUCGCUUA
This is a messenger RNA of Vespula pensylvanica (western yellowjacket), 1740 nucleotides long. RefSeq names its product amino acid transporter AVT1C (gene mah). The coding region runs from base 21 to 1691 and encodes 556 amino acids. NCBI's taxonomy places the organism in Eukaryota, Metazoa, Arthropoda, Insecta, Hymenoptera, Vespidae. The transcript has 8 exons. The record is from RefSeq and is a predicted model, not a curated record.